GCUGAAAAUUUUGACAACAGCAAUGUUGACAUACAGAAGCCUGUGAAAUCAUGGUACGAAAGUUAAUAAAAGAAUUAUGGCUAUAACGAUAUGGAGACUUUGUGGCCGAGCUCCAAAUAGUCGCCAACUGUUAGUGACAGCCUGCUUCCUAUUCUUAUUUUGGUGUUUAUCCUUGUACAGAGUAACGACUAUCAACCAAUCGAGAGAAAGUGAUUUACUUAAGGCUGAAAUCAUCCGACUAAGUGAGAAUUAUGUGCGAGCACUCGCCCGGGAGAAUUCUGACAUCGUAGAUGGUCCGUAUGCUGGCAGAUUUACAGCUUAUGAUCUGAAGAAGACUAUAGCUGUAUUACUGGAAAGCAUGUUGGACAGAAUAGAUCAUCUAGAAGCUAAAGUUAACAUUACCAGAUUGGGUGGAUUGUUAGGCUUAUCGUCCAAUUUAUCACAACAUCAAAAUAAUAAUGUCAAUCCAGCUAAAGGCAUCAUUAACGCAGAAGAGGGAAUAGGUAGCUGGCUUUUUGGCAGAAUCAGGCAUGCCUUAGGAAUUGAUGUUAUUAACGGUGUCACACAGGAAUGUGCCUUAACUGCUGAAGAUAAACAGCUCUUUCCCAACUGUGAAGGGAAAGUUAUGUGGAUGAGGCAGAUGUGGACAUCAGAUCCAUGUUAUGGAGGGUAUGGUGUGGAUGGCUCAGAAUGCUCGUUUGUUAUGUACCUCAGUGAAGUUGAAGGAUGGUGUCCCAAGAAAGCAUGGAGAGGAAAAGUACAGAUACUUCAAGAAGAUACAAAAUUGAUAAGAUAUGCUAAUAUAAGUACAGAUAUAGAAGAAUUAAUGAAAGUAUUGGUAGAUCCGAAUGAAAGACAGGGAUAUGCUUGGAUCAGAAUGAGAAUACGGAGAAUGUGGCCAAGGUUUAGUAAAGCUAUGAAAAGUCUCCAAUUAAAACAAGAUAUGAAUGGCAGGAGGAAGAAAAAGAUCUUGGUACAUUUAGGACUCUUAUCCAAACAGUCAGGAUGGAAGUUUGCUGAAAGUCAGUUUAAAGGUGGACCUUUAGGAGAACUUGUACAGUGGAGUGAUCUUGUAGCAACUUUGUUUUUAUUGGGGCAUCAAUUAACAAUAACCAGUGAAGCAGAACAAUUAGCAGGGAUUUUAAAUAAACUCCCAGCAGCAAAUUCUCCUUGCCAGAGUAGAAAAGAGCUACCUGUUGAUAUUAUAUAUACUGACAUAGUUGGUUUGCGGCAGUUUAAAAAGCAUGUCAAAGGUGGCUAUGGUAAAUUUAGUUGUUUACUAAGAAUAGUGGACUCUUUUGGAACAGAGCCAGCAUAUAACUUGAGGUCGUGGGCGAAGGCACAUAAGAUUCUCACCACGUGGGGAGGGCAAGAUUUACAGCCACAACAAUUUUUCACUAUGUUUCCUCAUAGUCCAGAUAAUUCUUUCAUGGGAUUUGUAGUUGAACAACAUUUAAAUGAUACCAAUGUUGUAAAGAUUGAAAGGAGAAAUCAAGCUUUAGUUUAUGGGAAAAACGAAUAUAUGUGGGAGGACAAUGAUUUAGUUCAGGGUAAGGCAGCGUACUUAGACGUCAUUAAAUCAUUGGUAGAAAUACAUGGGACAGUGUAUAUAGAUACAGAUGCUAAAAAUAAAACUCAUACCAUUCCAUCGUAUGUAAAUAAUCAUGGGUUAUUAAAUGGAGAAGAUCUACACACAUUAUUACGUCAAUCAAAAAUAUUUAUAGGACUGGGAUUUCCCUAUGAAGGACCAGCCCCUCUAGAAGCCAUAGCAAAUGGUGCUGUAUUUAUAAAUCCUAAAUUUAACCCACCUCAUAGUAGUAAAAAUACCAAAUUUUUUAAAGGAAAACCCACAGAACGCAAGUUGACAAGUCAACAUCCGUAUGCAGAACAAUUUCUUGGUGAACCAUAUGUAUAUACUAUAGAUAUAAAAAAUAUACAGCAAGUCAAAGAUACAGUGUCAAGAAUAUUACAUAGAAAUGAGUUUCAUCCUUAUAUGCCAUACGAGUAUACAGAGGAAGGCAUGUUACAGAGAAUGAAUGCUUAUAUAGAACACCAAAAUUUCUGUCAGUUUCAAAAACAACCAGCAAAAUGGCCUCCAAAUAGUGCUGUUAAGUUUAUACUUAGUGAAAAAGGAGUCUCAUGUAAAGAUGCCUGCUGGGCUAAAAAUUUAAUCUGUGAUCCUAGUCACUUCCGAGAUAUAAACUCUAAGGAAUCGUUGCUUGAAAGCGGAUCAACAUGUGCUCAAAGUAAAGAACUUACCGGAAUUCUCUAUCCAUCAUUUAAUACAGUGACUAACGAGUGUGAGACUCAGAAAGAAGAAUUCUUAUUUAGUUGUGUUGGUGAACACUUGGAAUUACAGAGACUAUGUCCGUGUAGGAAUUAUAUCAAAGGUCAAACAGCAUUAUGUCAAGGUUGUGAAGUAUGAUGUUGCCAUGGAUACAGUUAGAAUGACAUUAUGUGAUAUUGUACCAAUGUUUCAUUGUUCAGGUCUGAAAUUUGUUUUUGUUUAGAAAUUUUGAUUUUUUUUUCUGUAGGAGAAAAUCAAACCAUCUCAUUUGUGGUGAGGUGUGUAUUAUCUAUUUGGUACAAAUUUUAGACAAUUGAAGAUAUAUUGUAGUUAAUUUUAGGAUUAUUCCAUAAAACUGUAUGGGUUGGGUAGGAAUGGACUUCCCAAAUCACCUCACAACCAACAUACUUUUGGUAAUUUAACAUACAUCAUUUGGACUUGCAACCUUCAAUGACCCAUGUUAAAAAUGUCUUUCCUAUCCUCCCAUGAUAAUUUGUAGUUAGUCUAACAAAUGUAUUAUCUGUUUUUAAUGAUGAGGAAAAUUCCUCGUUAUAACACUAUAUUUUAGAAAUACACAUUUUAUUGUUUGAUAUCAAAUUGGAAUGUUGAAAAGGUGCUCAUGUUUAUAAUGUCUGAAUUAGUGCAAUGUAUCUGUUAUUUUGUGACAAAAUCCACAUUUCAAAAUUUAUCUUUUUAAUAUAUAUGUCUACCUUGAUAUAUAUGGGGGAAAUAUGCAGUUUUUGUGAAACAUAUUGGAAAAAUACUCUUAAAGAAUAAGCAUUCAUUGUAUUGUAAUCUACCAUACUUUAUAUAAUAGUGGGGACAUUGUCCAUUUUCUGUUUAUUGCCUUAAAUAUCCAUUAUUUACAGAAAAUGUAAUGCAACUAAACAUUUUGGUGAAUACAUUUAAAAUUAUAACCUAGAAAAUUAAGUUUAUUAUUAUAUUAAUGAUACCAUCUGAUUUGAUAUACUAGUAAUCCUUUGAUAUGCAUUUUCAAAAACAGCAAUUCAAAUCUGAAGAUCAAGAACAGUUUUAAGUUUAAAGAUGUGAUAAACAUCGCAUUUGAUUUAAACAUCCUCAAUUUAUUUAUGCCAUUUGAUUAAAAUUCAGAUCAAGUGCCCAAGCUUUGCUUACAAGGAUUUGAAAACUCUUCAUUCUACUUUCUGUUUUAAACACCUUUGGGGACCCUCUGGAUUGUUCAGAUCAACACACACCUUCACAAAUUUGAAGGCUUAAAUUUCAUUGGCUGAUGCAAUAGUGAACAGAACAGAAAGUAAAACAGAGCUUUGUCAGAUCCUUGUAAGCAAAGCUUGGGACACAGGAUUUGUAUUUUAAUCACAUUCUUUAUUUAUGUAAACCCGGAAAAUAUAAUACAUGUAUAAAUAUUUAAAUGCCCUCAACUUAAAAGUCAAUGCUGUAUAAAAGAUAUAUGAUCAUCUACUUGCCCUCAAUUAUUAUGGUGCAAUUGAAAUCAUUAUAUCACUGACAUUUCUGUAUUAUUUUAUAUGUUAUAAAAUAUUUAUUAAACAUUGAUUAAUAUCUAUGAAGGUAGAUUAUUAUUGCAUAAUUAUUUUUUGUGUAGAUCUCAUUUAUUGUUAACCAAAAAUGAAACUUUGAGAAAAAUUGGGAAUGUUACUUAUGUUGCAUAUAUAUGUAUGUGAUUAAUAUAUAGUAUGAUAUAUUACAUCAUUUUAAGAUAUAAGAAUCAAUUUAAGAUUUUAUCAAAUUGUAUGCUACUUUAAAUAUAAAGAUGCCAAUUUAAAAAAAAAAAAUGCAAUAGUCAACCUUCCUAGCCUUGGUAAUAGGUCAAAGUUGAGUAAUUUGAUAGUAUUUCUAUUAUUAUUAGAGGUUACUAUUUCUGUCAAGGUUGUAUGAUAUGCAUAGGGAACUGGUUUAAGUGGACUUAUGUCUUCAAAUACUUUUUUUCUAAAUUUGAUAUUUUUUACUUGAGAUUUAAACAUUUGUGAGUGUCACACUAACAGUUUACGAUCAUACCAAUAGAAAAGGUUAAAAACAUGCAUUUAAGUACUUUCAUAAUACCUGUUACAACUGAACUAGUCGAGAGUGUACAUUCAAUCAUUUUAAGUUUACUUGUUUGCUAGGUAACUCAUGAAUUCUUUAUUGGCUAUUGUAAAUGAAGAGAAAAAAAAUGUCAAACAGGUUUUUCAAUCACCCUUUUGUUAACGGUCCCAUGAUAUGAUUGGCUAGUGAUAACUAUUGCUACUCUUGCAGUAGAGGUGGGUGACAUGCUUUUAGGGAUGUAGGGGAUAAAAAAAGUGGGAUCUGGGAAAAGGAAGUGGAAAAAAAAUUACAAAAAAUUGUGGAAUUGGGUAAAUGAGCACCCAGCGUAACCCCCUCCCAGUAGGUAGUAUACAAAGGAACUAUUGAUUUUAUGUUCCACCUGCAAACAUACAAACUUAAUUUCUCUGUGCUUUGUACACACUCAAGUGCAUUUACUGUAAAUAGAUUUUAAAAUCUGCUGCUUUUAUCAUAACAUUGCCUAUUCAUAUGAUUAUGUUCUACUCUUUUUCAGACCUGCCAACUUUCCUUCUUUACGGGGGAUAUGCCCCAUAAGAGAUGUUGACCUGACCCCUUAUAAAACACAAUUAUUUAGACUAAAUACUUCAAAAAAGGCAGAGUAGUAAAAAAUACAUUUUGAACACAUGUAUACUCAUUCAAAACCAUAGAUGUUCUAAUUAAGUACACUAAUGACAUGUAUAGGUCUUUAUUAGGUCCUCUUGAGCUGCAUACCUGCCAACUUUUCAAAAUCUCCAUGGGGGAUUUUAAAUGCAAAAGGACCUGAUGCUCCUCUUAUAUUGUCAUAAAUGUUUUAAAUCUACUAUUAUAUUGUUUGAAUGCGUAUAUAUGUGCUGUUUUCUACUCUUUGAUCGGGUUGUUGUCUCUUUGACACAUUCCCCAUUUCCAUUCUCAAUUUUAUUUAAUACCCUUUAAACUCAUUUGAAUGCCUGUUUUGAGGUGUUCAGUUUAUAUAAUAAAGAAUUUCAAAAUUCAGGUGAACACCUCUCAUGGGGGAUAUCCCGAAUAAAUUGGGAUAGUUGGCAGGUCUGUGUGCAUAAAAUCCCAAAUGGAGAUUUUUCAAAAGUUGGCAGGUAUCUCUUUGACAUUAGAUUUUAAGACUAGUUAUCAAACAGAAUUUUAAAAUUUUAAUUGUUAAAUGUCUUUAAAAUGUUUUAAAAUAUUGGACUAGGAUGAUUGCUGAAUGUCAACAAUUGAUUUGGGGAUCUUAAAACAUCAUUGAUCAACACACAGGUUUGUUGUUAUAAAUGGCAUUAAUGUAAAUAUAAAAAAGUUUUUAAAUCAGAAUUAAAUAUAAUUUGUCAAUUCAUUUUCAGGUAAUUUAUCAUAAGGUGUCCAAUGAAAUAUAGUAGUACUUAGUAAAACAAGAAAUGACUACCUCUCUGCUGAUGCAGUAUUCUUUUAACUAUUUUUAUUUUUGAUCUGUCUUUUAGAGUUUCAGUUAAAGAAGUCAGAAAUCAAAAGUUAGAGAUUUUUCAUUUUUCAUAAUGUGUGUUGGGUUAAAUUGUUGUUAGAAAGGAAAAACAGAUGCAUUUUAAUUUUUCUUUUGGGGAACAGAUUUCUUGUCAAUGAGUUUAUAUGUUAAAAAGUUAAAGCUAUUUAAAUGUGUGUUGUUACCGGUAAUCAGUAUAUAUAUUUUAUUGUAUAAUAUAUUCCAAAUGUCAAAUUAUUCAUUUUGUAAUAUUUUAACAUCUACCUUUUCAUUUAAAACAUGUACUCUUCCAGUUUGUUGAAUCCUUCCAUUAAUUAAUCAAAAACAACUUCUACAUGGUGAACCAUAGUAAUCCAAUGUGAUAUUAAAACUUGUAAUUUUAAUUUAUUUCUGGAUUUCAUAAUUAGUUGACAAGAUUUAUUUAAAUUUUAGUGAAAAAAGGGGGAAAUACAUGUUGGUCAGAAAUUUUAAAAAGAGCUGUCGUAGAAUUUUACACAUGGGACAGGGAGGCACUUUUUUUGGUCUGAAUUGUUUUUUUAAAACUGUAUUUCUACCCUGCUAACAAACGAAGCAAGUAUCGUUAAAAUCUCCACCCACCUAUCUGUAACAAAGCCGUCAUUAUGAAUUCUGGAAUGUAUUGAUAUGUGAUUUCUUUAAUAAUAAACAAAAAUCAUACCUUUUUGUGAAAUUUGAUUUUGUUGUGACCUCAGACCUCUUUUUACCUAUUCCAAACAAAUCUUUACUUAGUUUUUUUUUUUUUUAAGGAUGUACUUAGGUGAAAUUAAAAAAAUCUAGAAUUUAAAAUUGAUACUAUAUGUCAGAAGAGCAUUUGUUAUGGAACAAAAUAAGCUCAAAAUAUUGAAGGUUAUGGAGCUCCUUUUCGAGAUAUUUAAUUUAAAAAAAAAAAGAAAAGGCUGGCUCGGACUUUUACCUUAUAUUUGCAUUGGUAUUAUUUGGGUCUCAAAUCGAAAGAAAAGAAAUCUAGAAUCUGCUUAAAAUUUAGUAAAUAACCAUUUAUGGGCCAUGGAAGUCUGAUAUGAAAAGAAAAAUGGGUGUUAUGGGGCAAAAUAUCUUAACCUGUAUCGUAGGGGAAAAAAAACAGGAGUCCGAACAUCUGAGAAAAAUUCCUAAACCUGACCUAAGUACAUCCUUAAUGUAAAAUUUUGUAACAUUAUUUUAAACACAAGGGAUUGGUUGGAUUUUCUGUGAAUUAGAUAGUUUUUUUUUUUAGUUUUUUUAGUUUUUCGAAGGUAUCAAUCAAAUUAUUUUUUACAAAAUUUAACACUAUAAGGUAUGGGGAAAAUCUGGAUUCAGAAUAUUUUUUUUUGUCAUCUGCUUGACCACAAUAUUUUUUUCAUCAAAUUGGGGAUCAGAAUAUUUUUUUUAGGAAAAAACCAUAACCCCCUCCUUGAAGUUAAAUGGUCGUUCCCUUAAUUGACUAGGAUGGUCAAUUUUCUUUCCAAAUGUUGUGGUUCUCUCCUUGCUUCCACCACAUAUAAAAACUGGCCGCCAUGAUAUAGCUAAGAAUGCUGAAGUGGCCUUACACACAAGCAAUUAAAUUUUUGCUUCAAGGAUACCAACAAAAUCUGCAUUAAUGAGUAUCCAAAGAAUGAAUCGAGUGUAUUUCUAAGCAGAUUUGUUACGAUAGAAUUGGGUUAUAGUUACCUCAUUUAUUUUAGUGUUCCAUUGUAUAUAAUAUUUGUUACACAAGUGUGAAAUAAAGUUACUUAAAUCUACAUUAUUUGGUCUCUAGCGGAUAGUUGUCUUAUUUUUGCAAUCAUAUCACAUCUACUUAUUUUUAUAUUAGGAGAAAUCUUUGAUAUGUAAUAAUGUAAAAAUGGGUCUGUUGAAAUUUUUCAGUUGGAAUUUUAUGCAUUGACGGUUCUAUCUGAUUCUUCAUUGCAUUUAUAUCUAGGAGAAUUUUUUCUAAUUUUUUUUUUUUGUGAUAUGAUGACUUGCAAGUGAGUAUAUAUUUCUCACCAAGAAGCAGUUUUGGGUACCCUUGUCAGAAUAAAUUUGGUUUUAGACAUCAAAAAUACAGUUAACAGUAAAAAUAUUGUUGUAAAAAAUUUUAAUUUCAACCAAGCACUCAUACAUUACUUCACAAACAGAUAAACCAAAUGUAUUUCUUGAGAAUUUUUUUUCCAUUAGUAGGGAUAGUCUGUAUGCUAGAAAAAUAAUGCAAAAACAAUCCUGUAAAUAUAUAUAUAUAUAUAUUUAUAUAUGAUAAAACAUUUUAAGUGCUGUUAAUUCAGAAUUUUUUGCGGUCUUUUUAUAAUGGCGAAAAUUAGUAAGUUUCACGAAAAUAAAAACUUUUGAACUUUGAUAGCAUUAUUUGUAUGCAGCAUUUCCUAAAAUCGCAUUUAUUAACAUAGCAUAUGUGUCCCUUGUUCAAACAUCAUAAUAAUAAAUAAUAGCAAAAAUUUGUGAAUUUGCCGUAGCUUAUAUCAGCAAACUGAGAGACAGUUUUAUAAGUUUUCAUUUGACCUCAGCUAGAAAUACACGUCAUUAUUUAUAGUCUUGUUGAUAACUGCUUUUUUAUAAAGAGUAAACUAUCAUGUUUGAUAUUUGUAUUUUUUCAAUAAAAAUAUUGUUAUUUUUCAUAGAAAUUAGACAGAUAAUUCACACUUUUGAUAACACUCCUGUUACUUCACACGAUUACUUUGGAAAAGCUACAUACUAAAAUAUGUGUUUGAAAAAAUAUUUAGCUCUAAGCAGUCAAUUACAAACUUUAUAAUAAUGUAUGGGUUGUUUAUCUAUUGAUCAAGUUUAAAAAAAGGGGGAGGGUUGAGAUCUCAUAAAACUAGUUUAACUUGCCACAUUUUUAUAUGUCUGUCCUGUGUCAGGAAUUUUGUCAGUAAGUGUUUUAUGUCAUAUCAUAUUUUUUGUUAUUUUGAGAAUUGGGUGUUGAUGGCAGGGCUCUCGGUCAUAAAACUUAACUCAGUACUCAGAGUACAAAAUCUGUGGUAGAAACACCAAAUCCAGUAUUUAGAUUGGUUAAUUUCUGAGUCUGAAUUCCAUAAUCUUUGAUUGUUUCUGUUGAAUUUAUUAGAAUUCAUUUACAACUUUUACAGAUUCCUGAUGAUUUUAAGCUUGACACGUUGUAUAAACACCUGUGUAUUGUUUUGAGACAGUAUCAUAAGUAUGUUGCCCCAAGAUGAUUAUUUUUGUCGUCAGCUUAUUGUUUAAAUGAUGUAUACCCCUUAUAUUCAUAUUUGAAUUGAACUUAUAUUAUUCUUGAUUCAACAAGACUACACAAAGUUUUAAAUCAUUGAUUAAGUUAAUGGUGCUUUAUUGAUAUAAACAGAUAAGGCAGAAAAUCAAACUUUUAAUCAUGUUAAUAAGAUUUUACUUAUUUAGUGUGUUUUAGGGGUUUUAAUAUUUUUAGCAUUUAUCUGUCAUACCUUGUAUUUUAAUUCUAUUUUAAUCAUAUAAAAUGUGCAAUUUCCUUGAAAUAAUUCCUGUUUUGUUUUAGGGUAAAGGUUUAUAUAAAUACAUUGACAAUCCAAAUUUCCGAUAAAAAUUUCAAUAUGAUCAGUGCCUUCUGUACAUACCAAUUAAUUCAAAAUUUCCUCAAUCAAAAAUUGUUCAAAGCCAUUCAAACUUUGAAAUUUUAUAACCAAAAAGAAAAUAGUCACCUGUUUUUUCAGUUUUAGUCUAGAAAAAACAUGAUUAUUUCAAAUACCAUACAUAUGUUUUUGCCUUUCAGAGCUGAAUCUUUUGAAAGAUCUUAGCAAAUAUGGUGCAUUUAAAAACAUUAUCUCCUUAGAUUGGGUUAUCUUAUCAAACAGGAUUUACAUUUUAAACUGGAAAUAUAUAUAUACCACACCCUAAAAUAUACGAUCGACAAAGUGUCAUAUAAUAUCUAAAAUAUACGGUCGACGAAGUGUUGUAUAAUAUCUAAAAUAGAGAGUUUUCUUUAAACGUACUGCAGAAUAAAACUGAAUUUCUAAGAAACCAUAAAAAAAUCACUCCAAUGUCCUCAGUGGUGUACAAAGGUUGGGUUGAUGUUGAUUGGAGUGGGUAGUACCAAUAUCAAGAGCUCUAUAUAUUUGAAUAAGGUGGGUAGUACCUGUAUAAAACAAUUUUACCAUCAAGAUUUAAAACAACAGUUAGCGUAUGAUGCAGCGUAUUGCUUUGUGUGAACUUCCAUAAUUAAACCCUCUUAUUUUAUGUUGUGAAUUUAUGUCUUUUUGUCUCAUUGUUACUAUAAAUAGAAAUGAUGAAAUUGUUAUGAAAAUAUGUGAUAUUAUGUCUAUGUUUACAUGAAAUAUACAAAUAAAUGAUUUAACCUUUG
Messenger RNA from Mytilus californianus (California mussel), 10053 nucleotides. Its product is annotated as alpha-1,6-mannosylglycoprotein 6-beta-N-acetylglucosaminyltransferase A-like. Gene Ontology annotation, biological process: protein N-linked glycosylation. The transcript is spliced from 20 exons. The record is from RefSeq and is a predicted model, not a curated record. The coding region runs from base 77 to 2425 and encodes 782 amino acids. Gene Ontology annotation, cellular component: Golgi apparatus. Lineage: Eukaryota; Metazoa; Mollusca; Bivalvia; Mytilida; Mytilidae. Gene Ontology annotation, molecular function: alpha-1,6-mannosylglycoprotein 6-beta-N-acetylglucosaminyltransferase activity.